UCCCAGGGCAAUUCAGACAUAAUGGUGCUGAUAUUUAUGGAAAUGAUAAUUAUGUGGAUAUUUUUCUUCCUGGUUAAACAAGUAGAAUGGUGAAGGAAACGGCAUACUAUGAUACUCUUGGGGUGAAACCCAAUGCCAUGACAGAAGAGAUCAAGAAUUCUUACCGGAGAUUGGCAGUGAAAUAUCACCCGGAUAAGAAACCCAAUGAAGGAGAAAAGUUUAUGCUAAUAUCUCAAGCAUAUGAGGUGCUAUCAGAUCCAAAAAAAAGGGACCUCUAUGAUCGGGGUGGAGAACAGGCCAUUAAAGAAGGAGGAAUGGGCGAAGGAAACUUCUCUUCCCCUACAGACAUCUUUGACAAGUUCUUUGGUGUAGGUAGCUGCAUGAACAAAGAGAAGAGAGGUAAAGAUAAAUUUCAUCAGUUGUCUGUAUCCUUAAAUGAUCUGUACAAUGGCACUAGCAGGAAAAUAACUCAGCAUAAGUAUGUAAUCUGUAAAAAGUGUGAGGGUCGUGGUGGUAAGAAAGGAAUAGUAGAGAAGUGUACAUGGUGUAAGGGCUGUGGUGUUCUAGUCCUUGUACAUCAAAUAAUACCUGGUAUUGAGGAGCAGAGAGAGUCCAUAUGCUUUAACUGCGGUGGAGAGGGUAAACAGAUUAACGUGAAAGACCGCUGCAAAAAGUGCUCUGGAAACAAGGUUAUCCAUGAUAAUCAGAUUCUUGAGGUACAUGUUAAUAAAGGCAUGAAACAUGGGCAGAAAUUUGUAUUCACUGGAGAAGGUGAUCAAAAACCAGGGGUGGAGACCGGAGAUGUGGUGCUUGUUUUAAACCAAAAAGAAUAUGCUACCUAUCAAAGGCAAGAUGAUAACCUGAUGAUGAAAAUGGAAAUUAAAUUAGUAGAGGCUUUGUGUGGCUUUAAAAAGCCUAUUGAGACAAUGGAUGGCCGAGUUCUCCUGAUCACCUCUUAUCCAGGUGAAGUGAUAAAGCAUGGCCAUUUAAAGAACAUUCUGAAUGAAGGCAUGCCCUUGCAGAGGGACCCAACUGAAAAGGGCCUCCUAAUAAUCCAGUUUAUAGUUACUUUUCCUCACAAUCAAUGGCUUCCUGUGAAAAAGCUUAGUUUUCUAGAGGCCUUGCUUCCACCAAGGGAAAAAGAAGAAAUGAUCACUGACGACAUGAAAGUUGUGGAGCUUGAGCGAGAGCCAUACAGGAAGUACAGGGGAGCAGCAUACCAAGAAGAUGAUGGGACCAGGGAUGGAGUUCAGUGUCAAACCUCCUGAGCUCUAUGGAAUCCUGUUUGCUGAAGAAACAUUUGUGUUGGCCAUGGACUUGUGAUCUCUGCAGUCCAGAAGAGCGUGUGGCAUAAUUCUCAGCAGAUUCUUUAUUACUGUUUAUUACUGUUCUUUAUAGGGAUGCACCGAAUCCCAGAUUUUGCCUUUUUCAGCAGGAUUCAGAUUCGGACGAUUCAGGGA
This is a messenger RNA of Xenopus laevis (African clawed frog), 1460 nucleotides long. Its product is annotated as dnaJ homolog subfamily A member 1-like. NCBI's taxonomy places the organism in Eukaryota, Metazoa, Chordata, Amphibia, Anura, Pipidae. The record is from RefSeq and is a predicted model, not a curated record. The coding region runs from base 87 to 1268 and encodes 393 amino acids. The transcript is spliced from 7 exons.